Brienomyrus brachyistius is the source of this 9790-nucleotide messenger RNA. RefSeq names its product tau tubulin kinase 1a (gene ttbk1a). Gene Ontology annotation, biological process: peptidyl-serine phosphorylation; peptidyl-tyrosine phosphorylation; signal transduction. Bases 907 to 3150 code for a protein of 747 amino acids. Gene Ontology annotation, molecular function: ATP binding; protein serine/threonine kinase activity. The record is from RefSeq and is a predicted model, not a curated record. Gene Ontology annotation, cellular component: cytoplasm; nucleus. The transcript is spliced from 14 exons. Lineage: Eukaryota; Metazoa; Chordata; Actinopteri; Osteoglossiformes; Mormyridae.
UUGCGCCGCCUGUCGCGCACAAGUGGCUGGUGUCUUGGGUGUCUGCCGGACGGGAUGCUGCGCUGCAGUGCGGACAAAAAUUGUGACAUUAGAAGGGGAAGUAAAACGCAGGAGGAUUCGCCUAUUUCACUACAUCUCAGUCCUUUUUAAAACACGCCUCACCUGAUUUAUGAUUCGGGCGUGAAGAGAGCAUUUUACUGAGGCGGCAGCGUUAAUAUUCAGUAAAAGAGUGAGGUAAUGAUACUGACAUUUAUUAUGUGGCCAGUAGAUUUUUUUAUAUAUAACAGAGAUAUCAAAGAGGAUAAACUUGGUAACUAUUUUAUCACCGCAAAAUGUGCGUGGUGCUCAUUAUAGAUUGUAGCUGACAAUGAAAUACAUUUUCUUUAAUUUCAUGAAUUGAUCUGAAUAUGCAUUGUCCAGAUUUGAUAUCUACACUUGAUAUUGACUAGCGAAUUUGGUUUCUGAUAUUAUGGCAAUCGCUGAUUUUGGUUCCUUACGUUAGACGAGGUGUUCACGUAUUUCCACGUUGGGUGGUAUAGCCCUGCACUGUUGUACAAUGGCCAGAGAUGCAUGCGUUUUUGCUCGUUUGCCGAAUUUGAUUCAGAUUUUUCUUUAGUUUCCUCCGGUUGAAUGAGCUGACCUCUCUUUUAUUAAAAUGAAUCCGGCCGAUCGUGCGAAAUUGAAUGAGCCCAGCGGUUAGUUGGCGGAGGAGCCGUUUUUGGUUCAAAGUCAAUGGGAGACAGAGGAAGUGUUGGGAAACUGCAUUGACGUUUCGCCGUCCCAUGAAGUCCCAAAUGAAGGUUACAAAAAGAAGACGGAAAGCAGCGCCCGACUACCUUAUUCUCUGCGCCAGGUAAAUGUGGCUUGUUUAAGUGUGGAGCUGCUUGUGGACUCACUGGCCGGCAAAUGCAGCGCCAAGAGCCAGCCAACCAGGAUCACGAAAACAUGAAUGGUGCCGGGGAGCAGGCGGACAUCCUGGCACCCAACUGCAUGGUCCGGGACCGAUGGAAAGUGUUGAAGAAGAUCGGAGGAGGUGGUUUUGGGGAGAUCUACGAAUCCGUCGACCUGUUGACGAGAGAGAUCGUGGCCCUGAAAGUGGAAUCCGCCCAACAGCCCAAACAGGUCCUCAAGAUGGAAGUGGCGGUUUUGAAGAAACUGCAAGGAAAAAAUCAUGUCUGUAAAUUUAUUGGAUGUGGGAGAAAUGACAAGUUCAACUACGUAGUCAUGCAACUUCAGGGUAGAAACCUUGCGGACCUGAGAAGGAGCCAGCCCCGGGGAAUCUUCACCAUGAGCACUACUCUGAGAUUAGGAAAGCAGAUCCUCGAAUCAAUAGAAGCCAUUCAUUCUGUCGGGUUCCUGCACCGAGACAUCAAACCGUCGAACUUUGCAAUGGGACGGCUGCCAUCUACAUACAGGAAGUGUUUUAUGCUGGACUUCGGCCUUGCGAGACAAUACACAAACACAAGCGGAGAAGUCAGACCACCCAGGCCUAUAGCAGGAUUCCGUGGGACUGUGCGCUAUGCCUCAGUUAAUGCUCAUAAAAACAAGGAGAUGGGUCGCCAUGACGACUUAUGGUCCUUGUUUUACAUGCUAGUAGAGUUUGUGGUUGGCCAGCUGCCUUGGCGGAAAAUAAAAGAUAAGGAGCAGGUGGGCCAAAUAAAAGAGCGAUAUGAUCAAAAGAUGCUGCUGAAGCACAUGCCCACUGAGUUCUGUACGUUCCUCGAUCAUGUCGUCAGCCUUGAUUACUUCACCAAACCAGAUUACCAGCUUCUAAUGUCGGUAUUUGAUGACAGCAUGAGGGAGCGAAUAAUACUGGAGAACGAGCCGUUUGACUGGGAGAAGGGGGAGUGUGAGGCCAUGCUUUCCACCAGCAUGUCCACCGCGCUCCAGCAGAACACGAGACAGACGGCCGCCAUGGUGGGGGUUGUCAAUGUGACCCCAGUCCCCGGAGACCUUCAGAGGGAGAACACAGAGGACGUCGUUCAGGACGAGCACCUCAGUGACCAGGACAAUGCCCCGCCCUUGGUGCAUGUCCGUCACGGGGAGAACGGCCAGCUGCCUGCCGAAGGAGAGGCUUGGGAGGACACCGACAUCAACCGCAACAAGCUCAGGGUCAGCAACGGAAAGCAGGGCACCCUGGAGGAGGAAGCUGGCCGAGGGGGCUGUCCCACCUCUCCAGUGCGCUUGGCGGCCAGCGAUUCGGCCGUCGGCCGCUCCCCCCGGCACCGGCGUGUUAACAGCCCGGAGUCCGAGCGCCUCUCCGCGGCCGAGGGACGACCGGAGGCCCCCGGGCAAAGGUCCCGCGUGGAUGCCCUGCUAUCCCCGUCCCGCCAGGUGUACUCCUCCCAGCCGGCCCAGAUGCUCUCCGUGGACGCAGGACAGGGCGAGCGGCAGGCCAGCGGGCGUCUGGAGGUGUCUGCGGCGGACCACGAGGCGCAUAGCAACGCCUUCAUCCGCUCCGUGCCGCUGGCCGAGGAGGAGGACUUUGACAGCAAGGAGUGGGUCAUCAUUGACAAGGAGACCGAGCUCAAGGACUUCCAGCCGGGCGCCGAGCCCACCACCUCCGGCACCACGGACGAGGAGCCCGAGGAGCUGCGGCUCGCGGAGGAGCAUGAGGAGCGGCGGAGGCGCGGCCUGGGCGCCGAGGUGGCCGUGCGGCCCAGGACUCGUGAAUUCCGGGGCCGGGCCAUGCUCACUGUGGCUGAGGAGGACUCGUCCCGCAGGAGCAAUGGCCGCGGGCACUCGGCAUCUGAGGCCAAGCCCGAGGCCCCCCCCGAACAUGCCAGCCAGUCGCCUUGCCACACACUGCCUUCCACCCGCCCCAAGAGGAGGGAGUCUGAUCCGUCUCGGCCUCAGAGACAGCUGGAGGAAGAGAGGCCUCCCUCACAUCACACCACCCCGAGACCCAACCAGCUGAGGCGGCUGGCCUCCUAUGUCUUCUCCUCAUCCACCCUGGAGACGGAGCAGUACCCCCACGCGGGCGGCACCUUCAUCCAGCGGAGCCGCUCAGCUGAGAGCAGCCCGGCGCGCAUGACCUCACGGCGGCACGCAGCCCUGGGCGGGGGGUCGUCUCGGCGCAGGCAGCUAGGCCUCAACGUGUCUAGGUCACAGAUACAGCAGAUGCUGACCAAGCUGCUGAACAAGAUGUGAGCUGGCGCCUAACAUCCCCCCCCACCCCCCCCACAACCUGACCACAUAAUCCUCAAUGAAUCGAAAUAAAUUCUUACUCAUGCAAUAAGUUUGGUUUGUGGUUUGUGUGCCGUAAGUGAGCUUGAAACACAGGCAGGCGUCGCCUGGCGAAGUCGGCUAUGUACUCGCCCGCUGUCCCGCGGCAUCGAUUGGGUGCUGACUUAAACGGAAGGGAAUAACCAUGUGAUCCAAGAGACAUUUCCGUUCUUGUAUAGCGUCCUUUUUUAUAAAUAAUGAGAUGUGUGUAACUAGUCUGAACGUGAGUUGGUGGUUGUGUUCAAACAGGGUUGCCAAUGGUGCGCUGAAGUUAGGGUCUAGAUUUUCAGUCCAUGUCCCUCAUUUAUAACUUCUUAGUUGUGUUAUGAUGUGUUUAUGGACAUUCAUCUCCCCCAAAUGCCACAUUUAUGUACGAUACUGAUUUCCUGAAUACAUAACAAAAUAUCUACGACCAAUGUAUAAAAAUAUAUAGCAGUUAUGAGCUAAUUAUAGAUUGGAGUGGAACCCACAGUAGGUCAGGGCAGAUGAAACUAAGUACAAUUGGCAGCCCUGAGAUGUACAAGAGGAGUGAUAUGAGAGGGGCUGUCAUCGCCUGGACAGCCUAGAGCUUGCGUCCUCAUCACUUGUGCUAGUUAAUGUUUAUAUACCACUGUGUUGCCAUGGUGAUGCAAAUAGGUGCGUAAGGCUCUGUCAGCUCACGUGUGACAAUUUGCCAAUCUGCAAGACCUACAAGAAGAGCACUGUCAAAGGACAUUGUCAAAACCUACACAUCGCCUACAAUCGCUGCUUUUAUUUAUAUUAACUUUUUUUUUACUGUCAACUUUUCUCAUUUACUUUGACAAAAAUAUGAGCAAAUCCUAAACAACCAAAUGCGACAUUAUUUUGAAUGAAAGUUAUUUGUCAAAAGGCUUUGAGAUAAACAGUUUAAAUGGGUAAACUAUACCUUUAUGCAGGAUCAGAUGGGUUUUUUUUUACUUGAAACAUUUCUCUUGAAUGUCUUUAAACUUAGCAAAUGUGAAUCCGGUGCUUGGAUAGCAGGAGUAGGGUGGAGUGCUUAUAUUUUUCUGCUGGUUGACUAACAGGUAACAUCAGUUGGGCAAAUAUACAAAAAUUCAAUGCUGUCCAAUAAGAGACCUGAAAACCUCUGAUUUCACUCAUUAAUGUAUCAUUUAAACGUAAUAUUUCACCUGCACUUGAGUAGCAGGCAGGAAUGAGUAAGGUACCCAGAUGUUACUCGCUAUGUAAACAGGAUGUGGCUGUCAUGGGCUCCGGUUUUAUUAAUGGUUGCAGUGAUGUUACUGUUGUAUAUUAAACUAUCAAAAUGGUGGUUUCAGUUUGAUACAGUGCACUCUAUUGCACUCUAAUAUCAGGAUUAAUGAAAACAGCUGGUGUUCUGUGACUGUCACAAUACAAAAAGUAGCUCAUUAAAGGAAGCUGUCAUUUGUUGGAAGACUAUAGACUGUAUUAUAUUUCGUUUAUUGUUUGGUCAAAAGAUUCUGAAAAACCACUGGGAAAAUACAAUAAACAAACAAACAAAAAAAUUUGAGUGUUCCAGAAAAUCGUUGUCCAGGGAAGCCAUUUGCUGUUUGUACUGAUCGCGUCAGUGCAAAAACUAAUCAGUAGAUGUUGACAUAAAGUCUAUAAACCGCACCUUACAUUGGAAUAUUUAGCCAUUGUAGGAGAAAAUUAUGUUUUGCUCUUUGUUCUUUUUUGGACAUGUUUUAUUUCUAGAUCUCUGUUAUUUUAGAUAUGUGUAUGAUGGCAAUUGAUAUGUUGUUUUGAGAAGGGCCAUUGGUAUUAUUUAUUACUGUCAUUUUUCUCUCUCCUUUUAAACCAUUUUUUUUUUCAUUUUUUACAAUAUUAAGGGCUACACUGACAAAAUUUUAAGAAACGUUUUGUGUGUAUAAUCUGGUAACUUUUCAUUUAACUGUAGCCUCUGUUUCAAUUGUAAAUGAAAUGUAAUACAUUAGUUUUGUUGAUUUGGAAAGAAAAGACCCCAUUUUGUUUUAUAGGUCCCAGAUUUGACCUUAAUUUAAGAUUUGUUUAGGUUUGGAUCUCGCUGUUAUGUAUAGAGCAGAUUGAUUCAUUUGUUGGUUUGCUGCAUCUGAUUUUUUUUUUUUUUGAAUUGGCAUUGCCAAAAUAAACUGGGCAGCAAUGAAAAAUAAAGGUCAUAAAAGUGAGGUCAGUUCACCAGCAAGUACUGGAUGUGUGAACUUUUGGGUCUGGUUAGCGGUACUGCAGAGUGUUGGCACCGGGGGGUCAUACCCACCUCUGAAAAUAUGAUUUACCAUAUACAUACCCAGAAGUGCGUAGACACAAUUAUACGGUGUAAUAGUACAGGUAUCUCCCACUUUGUGAAAGCGGAUCGUUCUCGUGAAACCUUCAGUAAGCCAAAAUGUCGCAAAGCAAAGAAGCAAUUACCAUUCAUUUGUAUGGGGAUUUUUUGAGUGCUCUGAGGCCAAAUAAAAUGACUUACUAAAUCAUACCAAAUAACAUGUAAACUUUAAUUUACACUUACAUUUAAAAAUAACAUAUAACCCAAUAAAAGCAGGAACGAUAAAUACACAGUCUAUGUCAAGCAGAAAAAACGCAUGUACGGUGUAUUUUCACCGACCAGAAUCAAUAGUCAUUUCUCGCUAAACGGAUUCAUUCUGAGAAAUGCAUCAUUAGGCCGUUUCGCCGUUGUGAGUGUACUUACACCAACCUACUACACGUCUAGGUUAUAUGGUGUAGCCUAAAUAACGAUAACAAGUAUAGUACAGUAAAUACAAAAAGCAGUAACAUACUUGUUUAUUAUCAUUAUUAAGCAAAGGUGGGGGGCACUGCCCCCCUGACAACAUGCAUACCCCUCCUGUGGCCCCCCUAAAUACAUAUUCUACUUGGGUCUGAAAUACAUGCAUUCAUAUUAUUAUUAUUAUUAUUUAUGUAUGUGGGCUAAAAUUUUGUGCACAGGGAACAGGCAAAACACAAACGUGAGCACAUCUUUGUGACGGACUCUUAAUGCUGGUGCACUAGGUGGUUAAGUUGCUUCAGUUGGUAAAAAGCGAAGUUAAUGGAAAAAAAAUAUUCAGGCUUGUGGAAGCAACGCAGUCUAAGCAAGAAAUCAAAAACAAAAAUGUGACUACAAAGCAUUGCACAAAUAACUGUUAAGUUCUCAAAAUUGUUUAUGUUUCUUGAUGCUGGCAAUCUAGUGUAAGUAAUACUCAGAGGAAAUUAAGGUUAAAUGCAUCUGGCCCCCAUAACAGAACAACUGGCCCCAGUCUGCCCUCCCCCCCCCCAAGUUGAAAUGGUCUAGACCCUCCAAUGUUAUAAAGUAUUAUGUACUGUACAAAAUUGUGUGUACUAUACUUUUAUACCACUGGCAGCGCAGUUUGUUUAUAUGAACCAGCAUCAGCACAAACAUGUGAGUAAUCCGUAGUGCUAUAGCUUCCUGACGGCUACAAUGCCAAUAGGCGAUACGAAUGUUUCAGAUCUAUUAUGAUUUUAUGGGCCCACCGUAAUUUAUGUGGUCCGUUGUUGACCGAAAGGUCAUUAUGUGACACAUGGGUGUAUAUCUGUGACUAGCUCGCUGAUAAACGAAUGCGAAACGUUAUUUUCGCUUUUCUCAUUUUUUCGUAAUAGCGAAAAUUCUCUUUGGAUUUAUUUCAUUUACUGAAAACAACUGCUAAUGUAACUCUUUCGUAAAACCGAAGUGGCAUAAAACGAGUGUCCGUUAAGCGGAUGAUACCUAUAAAUCCACCUACCAAGACACCACUGCACCACAGUAUAUUUAGGGUAUUUUUAAAAAAUAAAUCAAAAUCUACUUUCCAUGUAGCCAUUGAAAUUUAAUCUAAUUUAAUUUAACAGCAGUGUGAGGUUAUAUUAUGAUAAAUCAGAUAUUCUAUACCGACCAUUCGACAUUCUCUUAUUGUAAAAGUAGUGAUGUUACAAGAAGUUAGUAUUAUCAAUAUAAGGCAAAACACCAAACCAAGAUGUUAUGUUUCACACUGUAGCAACCGCACCAAAAUAAUAAAAUGAUACAGUUUAUAGCCUUGAAUGCAAAAGGCUUUACAUCACAUGAUGCUGUUACUUAUAAACUAUUAUUAGGCAAACCUAUAAAUCUUGUAAACCUCACACCAUCCUAGGGUGAGUUUCCUGAAGAAUUAUUAAUGCUAAGUCGUUCAUAAGUUCUAGCUUUUAACACCGAACUUACGAACGACGUAAUGUUAAGAAGGCUUCGGGAAACUCACCCCUGGUUGUGUGAAUGUGGAGAAAUACAGUUAAGGCUGAUAUUUCAGUGAAAUUUCAUUUCUCUACGCAGUGGAUUGCUCAUAUUGUACAGUGACCUAUUUUAUUGUAUCGUCUAUAUGGUUUCUGAUUAAAUGUCUUUCAUGUAUUAAUCCCAUACUGUAUGUAAAAGGUAUAAGGUAAAAUCAACUCAUUUCAUAAAACACAAAACCAUUAUCCAUUAUGUUCAUUUCCAAAGAAAAUUGUAUUCAGGAUGUAGGAAAACCAUGCAACAGCUAUAAAUUAUGUUGCUGCUAUAGAGAAAGAGUAUGCAAUACUGUUCACAACAUUAUUUCCAGCUGUCAGUACUACAGACGUUUUAGCUCCUUGGAUGGAAUGUUUAUUUUUAUAUCAUAUGUUACCUUUAUGUAAUGUAUUACGGUCAUUAAUAAUAUUCUAGUUUUGUUAUAUGGGUGGAUAGGAUUUAAAUUAAAAAUUGACAAAGAUUUUCAUUUGAAAAAUUGAUGUACCCUAUAAUCCACUGUUUAACGAAUGUGGCAAUUUUUGUGAUAUGUGACUUUUUUAUUUAUCUGCACUGAAUAACAGUCAGAAUUUCACACUAAACAUUUGGAACCAUAACAAAGUCAUUGUGAAGUCUCACAAGUCAAUUCAACUUUUAUAUUUUAGAUUGUAGAUUAUAGGUGAGGUAUAAAAUAUUGCUGUAGUUUUUCACAAUUUUUUAUCCUUCACCCUGUACAUAAAUGUUUUGUGUAUAUGUUCAUAUUUUAAACCAUGUGCAAUGCACUGUUUACAUGUAUAAUAUGAUAUAUUUCACAUUUUGUUCACGCAUUCAAACUUUUACACCUGAAAAUGUAAAAGCUAUCGAUUUCAGACCAUUCCUUCAUUUCAUUCAUGUUUUUCUUUAAUUUUUUUUGUUGACCACGUUCGCAGCUCAGUGCUGCUUCUCGAGCACAGCUCUGAAUGUGUGUUCAGUGGAACCUUCCACGGCACAAGGGUUUCGAAGGUAUCCGUUGUAACAAGCGAUUACACAUUAGCUCACUACUGUGUGUUAAAGACACUCACGGAUCAGUCGUGAAUUUUACUGCAGUCGCUACACUUAUAAAUAAUUAUCAUUUGUUCUGCAAAUGCUGCCAGAAUUCUCUUGCUUUCCUGUUAUGUGGGACAAAAGCUCUGUUUGUGUAUAACUCAGACCUCAAUGGUUCAGAUCCCUUUCCUGUUACGUCUUAUUACAGUCAAAGCUCAGUGGAUCUGGUCAUUUUUAGUGCAACAAUUAAGGAUGAUAUUUGAACUCAAUGCACAGUAGAUUGGUCUAUCAAACAGUACAGACUUAACCAGGUCAGAAUAGAGCACUGAAGUCUCUGGUAAUUUUCAAUGAUGUCGUCUUUAAAGCUGAGUUGUUAUAUGAUUUUAUAUAAGUAUUUCACCCCAGUACCUGAUAUAAUGAAUAAUUGUAUCUAGAGCAUUGUUUUAGCUCUACAUGGGACCACUACUGUUAUUAGAUGACUGAUUAUUAUUCAUACACAAUUUACUGUAUAAUGUAACAUACUGUACAAUCAUUGCCUUGGUGCCUAAAUUAGCCUGAGUCAUUUAAACUUGUAUGACAGUACUGUUCUGAAAUUUAAUGAAGAAAACCAGAUAAUAUAAAAACAGAAGGGGUGUUUAAAUAUUACAAUGUGUCAAACAAGCUUCUGUUCCUGUAAAACAUUAUAAAUUAAUUGAUAAUCUUAAGAUUGUCUAGAUUUUUAUUAAUGAACAUUGCUGUCGUGUUUAAUGGUAUGGUGCUUUUAUGCUACAACACCAGAUUCUGUGCAAAUGAUUUGGAGAAUGUGGCCAGUUCUCCAUCCCGCAGCCCCUGAAACGACAAUAAAAUCUGUAUUGUCAUAAUUAGGGUUCUGAAACAACUACACAGAAUUCUGAGCUGGGUGAUCCGUGGGUGUCUUUUUUGACUUGAAACAUAGAAGUAGUUUUCUAUCACUGUAAAGCUUGUAAAGCAUGGUUUAAGUUUUUUUUUUACCUCACAUAUGUAUAUAAAUACAUCAUAGAAUAGUUAUGUUUACUUGUAUAUUAGCAUGCAAUAGUAUUUUAGUUGCUGUACAUAAUGCAAUACGUCGAUUAGUGUUUAGGGAGAAUUCAAAAUAAUGAGCUGACUGGAGGGAAAAUGUUCUGUUCAAUGCAUUUCUGUGCCUUUUCAUUCAUGUACUUAAUCUAGACAAUCUUAAUAUUGUAUAGAGCCGAAUUACGUUAGAUUUUGGGGGAGCUUAGAGUGUCUUCCCUGGAUUUAGAUAAUGUUAUGUCAGUGAUGUCACUGACGAUAACACAUAUACUGAAUGAAGACAUGACAGAAAUAAACUAAAUAAAAUGUAUUUUUAACUUUGAA